Molecule: messenger RNA, 1092 nt
Organism: Dothidotthia symphoricarpi CBS 119687
Lineage: Eukaryota; Fungi; Ascomycota; Dothideomycetes; Pleosporales; Dothidotthiaceae
Exons: 1
Coding region: 1-1092 (363 amino acids)
Source: RefSeq, a predicted model, not a curated record
AUGGCACCUCAGCGAGGUAAUCAUCACAGAGAAGACAAUGAUCACGACCCACCCUACAUCACAGACGAGGCGGAAGAGCUCUAUGGUCCUUCAACAAUGACCAUCUCAACUUCGAUGGGUAGACCCACUGGAACUCACUUCAAUCCCCCAGCUGGGGUCAUCAGCCAAAACUACUACUCCCAAACAAGAAAGCCCGAGCCGUGGCCGACUACUUCUGAAUACACUUCGAUCAGCGACUAUCCGCCGUGGACAUCGGAGCCCACUUCCAGACCCUGGACCACGAGAGCAAAACCAACAUCCUACUUCGAAUGGGAUAGCCAACCGUUUUCCUCAACACAGGUUUCGAUUGCUUCCAACAACGCCUCGCCGUCUUGCACCACUGCCCCCGAUGGUGGUUUCGGGGGUCAACGUCCUGGAUUGAACGAAGCACGGGAGCAUUCCAACCGUGGAGCGGUUUACGCCGCUGCUGUUGUCGUUCCUAUUGUGAUCCUCGCAGCUAUUGGAGGCAUCACAUUUUUAUGCCUGCGCAGGCGUAGACGGCAGAGUCAAGGGAUCGUCGUCGCGCAAACAAAAGUUGAGGAGAUGAAGAUGCAAAGUAGACACGAGGCCCAUCUUUAUAUGGCACCCCAGUGUCCAUUGCCACAAUAUAGCGCGUCGCCAAUUGGCAUAUCGUCGACUGCCCCAAUUUGCCCUCAGCCAGUCAUACUUUCCGGCUUGAACGGUGCGUAUUUUACCGGCAUCGAUACAUCCGACAUGGUCUCGGUGACUUCUGGUAACAACGUGCGGACCGACCCUUUCGCAGACAACAACAGCCUCACAGAUGCCCCUCCACCGUACCGCCCACGUAGUCUUGCUACAUUGAGCAUCGCUCUCUCGUCCCGUCAAAGCAGCUUUCGAUCUACGGCACCUCCGCCUGCGUCUUCGCAGACACACCUUAUCGAGCAUUCGCCAUUUGAAGACCCUGAAGAUGAAGACGAUGUCGUUUCUGAGCUAGAGGGGCCCUCACACGGAAGGAGUAUGGAUGCGAUGUCGGCUGUGUCAGAUCUUUCGUAUCAGGAAGACCCUGUCGUAGGAAGAUCAUCUCUUCAAUAA